Prorocentrum cordatum is the source of this 1696-nucleotide messenger RNA. The record is from the annotation of a GenBank genome assembly. Lineage: Eukaryota; Dinophyceae; Prorocentrales; Prorocentraceae.
CCGGCAUCUACCCCCCCCCCCCACCGGGCCAUCUUUUGCAACAAAUGCUAUGCGCGCGCACUCGCUUAUCCAAAUCAGAAGUUGCCACGGCCUGGCGCACUUCCAUGGCCAGGCGCCCCGUAGGAUCUGGGUGGAGCUUUCGCCCGACGAUCGAGAAGGUGACGAUGAACCGAUGGUUGGCGUUCUCAAUAGAACCAUAUACGGCGCUGUGGACGCGAGCCAAGUGUGGAAGAGCGACUACGUGGAGCUGCUGAAGGACAAGGAGGUGUAGCCCGGCGAUCUUGGGGCAUCCAGAGCGCGAUGUGGCUUUGAAAGUACAUGGAGAUGAUUUCGGAGUGCUGGUGUCUGCCAGCGACGAGGGGUGGUUUGACAAGUCCUUGACCAUGUACGACUUCAAGGUGACUUGGAGGUUGUCUUCAGCUUCAGACAUGGUUCAGAGUGUUGCGAAUAUCAACCGGUCUUUGGUUUGGGUUCCAACAGUUGGCGAGGCGGGGAUCGAGGCGGACGUUGGGCGCGUGGACACGAUCAUUCGCGUUUUGAACCUGGACGAUGCCAAGUCGACCCAGACGCCCUCGGUCAAGAAGAGCGCCAAGCAAAUGUUUGCAGCUGCGCAGUCACCAUCACCCGACGAGAAUGAUGCUAGAUGUUGCAUGUCUUUGGUCAUGCCAGGUGAUUAUCUGAGUCAAGAUCGGCCCGAUCUGAGCGACGCGACCCCGACGCUGGCAAUGAGGAUGAAGGCCUCGACGGCAGCGGACAUGAUGGAUUUCCAGCGUUCAAGAAGGCACCUCAAGUUUACCCGAGCUGGGAGUCCAACGCAAGCUGCAAGCUUUACCUGACAGAGUGGACGCGCAUGUAGAUGCUGACUGGGCGGGAGAAGCUACGACGAGGAAAUCAAGGACAGGCAUGAUGCUGAUGAUGGGUUCCCGCCUAGUCACGCAUGCUCCGAAGAGUUAGACCAGCGUGGCCCUCUCUAGUGGAGAAAGUGCGUACUGCGUCAUGCUGAAGGGCGCGACGAACCCACUCGGUCUGCAGUCCAUGCCGUCGAUUUCGGCGUCAGGCAACCGUCUCCGAUCAAUAUGACCUUGGCGCCAGUAGAGCUGCGCAGUGACAGCGUGGCUGCCGAGGGUAUUGCGAAUCGCCAAGGACUGGGCAUGGUGAGUCAUUUAGACGCGAGGUUCCUGUGGCUCCAGGACCAGGUGAAUGCCAACAAGAUUGUGCUCCAGCAGGUUUCUUCACCAAGCCGCUAGACCAGACACAGAUGAGACGGCACUAUGAGAAGAUGGGUUUUGUGAUCGUCGAAGUUUGGAGCAGGUUGCAGCGAGUGUUGGAGGCGACCGAGGAUCUCUCAGCCGGACGAGGUGCGGAUUCACGGUGGACCGAUUCAUGCCAGUUUGGCUGUAAGUGAGAUGACCCACGGACCUUGCGCAGGAAACUAUGUCAGAGCUUCUGAACUGGGCCCGCGACGCAGGGUGCGGAGCAGUUUUUUUUCGCGGUGCUAUCGGGGCCGCUGGCGAGUGUGGGGAGUUGUUUUCUUGUUGUGCGGGUUGGCUCUUCAUUCGGUCACGACGGUCGAAAAAUUCGACCUGUCGGUGUUCAUUUGAUUUGUUGCCGACGAACUAACUGUGUCGGCGACGAGGCUGACGGCCAAGGUUUUUGCCUCCCGUCUGUUCGCCGCGUCCGAAAGGGGGUGUAAAGA